Amorphotheca resinae ATCC 22711 is the source of this 780-nucleotide messenger RNA. RefSeq lists its product as hypothetical. Gene Ontology annotation, cellular component: nucleus; cyclin-dependent protein kinase holoenzyme complex. Gene Ontology annotation, molecular function: cyclin-dependent protein serine/threonine kinase regulator activity; protein kinase binding. Gene Ontology annotation, biological process: regulation of cyclin-dependent protein serine/threonine kinase activity. The coding region runs from base 1 to 780 and encodes 259 amino acids. The record is from RefSeq and is a predicted model, not a curated record. The transcript has 2 exons. NCBI's taxonomy places the organism in Eukaryota, Fungi, Ascomycota, Leotiomycetes, Helotiales, Amorphothecaceae.
AUGAACAAGCGGGCCUCGCAAGAUGAGCCUCCAUCCAACGUUAGCAAUAAUCAAGCUUUGCCCCUAAAGCGUGCCAAAGCAGCUCAGAAAGCCGUCAAAAUUCUUCCCGCAAAAUAUGAGGCCUGCGAGGUUGAGGAUAUGGUUGUGCUUAUUGCCAACAUGAUUUCUGAGCUUAUUGAGACGAAUGAUGAACUCCCUCUUCGGAGUGGUGUUCUUACGCGCUUCCAUUCAAGGACGCCGCCGGGUAUUUCUGUCCUGGACUAUCUACAGAGACUUGCAAAGCACGCGACUCUCACACCCCCAUUGCUCCUGUCGAUGGUUUACUACAUAGACCGGCUUUGUUCACUCUACCCCGCAUUUACCAUAACCACCCUUACCGUCCACCGCUUCCUCAUCACAGCUGCCACUGUCGCUGCGAAGGGUCUUUCUGAUUCAUUCUGGAACAAUGCUACAUAUGCGAGAGUCGGUGGCAUCAAGAUAGCCGAACUUGGACUGCUGGAGCUCGAUUUCUUGUACCGAGUGGAUUGGAAAAUUGUGCCUAACCCCGAGGUGCUCGUCGAUUAUUACCGAGGGCUGGUGGAGCGUUCAGAGCUUUACGCGCUGGAGGAAGAAAGUAGCUCGGAUGAAGAUGAGGUCGAUGAUGAGGUUGAUAAUGAAAUCGCCGAUACCUCGGACACCAAAACGGGAGUUGCGACAGACUUGAAGUGGAAAGCUUGGAUGGAAGACGUCUCUAAGGAGAAGGCGGGGGAAGGCGACGUUACUGAGCAGAAGGAGAAGUGA